AUGAAUAAUGAUCCUAAAGGGGCGUACAAUAUAACGCCUAUUUUCACUAGUGAAAACUACAAUUAUUGGAAAGAUUAUAUGCCUAUUCAUAUCAACACUAUUGAUAGGAAGGUGAAAUGUCUUGAGGCUAUGGAGAGAACAUGGUUUCUCGAUAGAGGAUGCUCAAGACAUAUGACGAGUAACAUUUCCUUAUUCUUUGACCUUGUGGCUAAGGAGAAAGGAUUUGUAACCUAUGGUGAUAAUAACAAGGGAGCUAUAAUCGGAAAAGGUAGUGUAGGUAAUCCCUCUUCUACUACUAUCUCUAACGUCCUUUUAGUUGAAGGCCUUAAGCAUAACCUUAUUAGUAUUAGCCAAUUAUGCGACAAAGGAUAUCAAGUAUCGUUUUCAAAAUAUUGUUGCAUGGUUGAACAUAAUGAUACAAAGAAUGAUGUGUUUAAGGGAUUGAGGGGAAGGAAACCUAAUGUUUCACAUCUUCAUGUCUUUGGACGUAAAUGCUUUGUGUUAAAUAAUGGUAAAGAAAACCUUGCUAAAUUUGACUCAAAAGCCGAUGAAGGUAUACUUCUCGAAUACUCUCAAUCUAGUAAAGCAUACAAGGUAUACAAAAAAAGGUUAUGUAUCGUUGAAGAAUCUGUGCAUGUUUCCUUUGAUGAAUCUUAUCCGAAAAUUGUCGGAGAAGGUAUUUUUGUUGAUGGUGCAGGUGUUCCUUCGGAAAACAUAAUAAAAGAUCAAGAAUAA
Lathyrus oleraceus (garden pea) is the source of this 735-nucleotide messenger RNA. RefSeq lists its product as uncharacterized. The record is from RefSeq and is a predicted model, not a curated record. The coding region runs from base 1 to 735 and encodes 244 amino acids. Lineage: Eukaryota; Viridiplantae; Streptophyta; Magnoliopsida; Fabales; Fabaceae. The transcript is spliced from 3 exons.